AUGGAAACGGAAGUGUUCGUCUCAGCAAAUGCUAUUCCCCUCACUACAUCAUCCAGCGCAAAAGAUUCACGUCGACGUCAGUAUCGAUCUUGCGAUCGAUGUCGUGUAGGCAAGCGUGCCUGCAAUGCUGAAUACGACUCGGUAGCAGAAGCGAUUAACAACAAGGUCGCCUGUUCGAAUUGCCAGAAAAAGGGUAAGACGUGCUCUUUUCAAUAUGUGCUCUCCAUUCUCGGUGGUUUACCCAACACGGCUGGACAAGCUGUUGUGGCAAGCAGCACCAGCGAGGUGACUUCAGACGCAUCAGUUUCGGCUGCAAAGGAGGUCAGCCAUAACAUGAAUCACAACCGGUCGCACCUCCGGAACGAGAUGGCACCCAAAACAGCACCGCUAGGGCUUGUUGCAGGACAGAGCUGGCUGCUUGAAAGCUCGGCAACAAGCUCGCAAGGUGGCAGGGACCAGAAUGGUACACCGCACCACCCCACAGACGAGACGGUGACGAUGACGAUGGCAACAGCACUUAACACCCUGUCAAGCAUCUCACCAACUUCAUCGACCACCCGGAUGACCAGCACCAUCGACCGUAUCUUCCUCAACGACGGUCUCAUCCGCAUCUACGAGGGUGCAGCCGAACACGCGCUUCAGUGCUGGGUCACUUCGUCCAACACGCCCUACCUGCUUUCUCAGCCCUCUUCCUCAACUUCAUCCUCAAGCCAGCAGCUAGUCUACUGGCGAAUCUGCGAGCUAGACCGCGGAGCACGAACGCUUCUCGGUCACACUUCUGUUGGUUCAACCAGCCGCGAGAAGGAAAUCAUGGACGCCUUCCACUCUGUUGUCCUCGCAUUCGCUGCUCAAUGGAGUCCAAGAUGGGUUCCUAGCCUUGCUCGAGCGCACAACAAAGCUGCAGAGGACAAGGUAAGGCUAGCACUGUGGGAACGCGCCAGGGAACAGUUGCAAAAGGUGGCCGGCAUCGAUUCAUUCCGCGUCAUCUUUGCGCUCAUCAUCUUUGCGUGGACGGAAAAGCCGAGGCAGGUCGUGGAUCGUGCGUUAUGCGAUGCUGAUGUGGAUUUGAACGGUGACAAUUGUGCUUUGGACACCAGCGCGUGGCAGUCGCCUACGGAGGGGAGUACGUUUUUGUUGGUGGCAGCAUUGAGAAAGUUGUUGAGUAUCAAAUUCAAGAUUGAGGGUAAGAAACGGAGAGGUAUUUGCCCAUGGAAUGCUCCCAAUGGGAAAGUAAAAGGCGACGGGCCAACAUUGAAAGGCAACACUAAUGCUCAUGCCGAGCCGGCCAUUCAGCAAAGUCAAUCUACUGUCGAUCUUUCCGGCGUUAACGAGAGGAAAUCGAUGGCCAUGGCAAGCAAGAUCCAAUCCGAUCUCGAAGAUAAACGCCCCAAACCUGCAGCACCAGGCGGGAGCGCUUCUGAUAGCCGCAAGGUCGACACUCGUGUGGCUGCAAAUCCCGAAGAAUUAUCACGCAUGGAAGGUACCUAUCACAUGCUCUACUGGUUGUGUGUUGUCAUCGACACCGAAACCAGCGUCCUUCGCAAGUACCCGCCCGUGGUAUGCGAUGAAGAUAGUGAAGUCAUGUCUUGCGUCCCUGGCGUAACGCCUUCGUCAAACUUUGCCGGACGAAAGGGCAUCUGGGACGACUACAUCCUCGACUCGAGCAAGCUCAAACAACACACAGAAUUCUCGAGCUCUUGGCCGUGCGACAUCUCGAAAGCCGCGGCAACUUUAGCCUUUUCGGCGCCCGUCAAAGUCGUCAUGUUCCGCCAGAUCAGUCGACUUCAAAUGUCGUUCUGGCGACGCGCUUCUACUUGUUCAGUCGAACAGCAGAUCCGUAGCGGUCUGUCUAUCAUCUAUCACUGGAACCAGUUGUACGGCCCACUGAUUGACAGCUGCCGUGCUUCACAUGCUGAGCUGCCGGCAAGCAUUCAAUCGUGGUAUGUGCUACUCGCUUUUCCGUGGUAUCUGGCGAUCUUGCUGUUUGUAGAAAUGGUACAAACAGUGGAUAUGGCAGGGGCGAGCGAUGAGCUGGCGAGGUUUGAACGCGCGAGAUCUGGGAUCUUUCCGAGACUUCGGGAUCGUGCCUGCUCGGAUCUUGCUUUGCUGAUCACGGCGAUCCAGAGCACCUCGUUCGACCACCUCGAACCAACGUUUGAGUACGUGCGCGAUUCAGGGAGCAAUCUACUAUUGACAGAACCGUGGUCAGAGAUCUUGGUGCAUAGCAUUACGGCAGUGGUCAAGACAGAGGUAAAGCUUCACGAGGGCUACUGCUCCUUGUUCAAAUGGAAGGAGCUGGACGAGAGUCACGAGCGAAUUCGGAAAUGCUUGUGGGCUCUAGACCAAUUGUCAGAUCGCUCCCCGUCUGCGCAGAUGGCGUAUGAGCAGCUGGAGAAGGUGUCGAGUGCGAGAAGGCAAGCUCAGUUGGCGUUUCAGCAGAUUCCCAUGGCUAGCCCACCACUGCAUAGAGAUCGCUUGGCCGUUACGAGCAGUGGUAGCGUGGAUGGCCUUGGAGUACCCAGCCCCAUCAGCGAUGUGGACAGCCUACGUGCCAACUCGAGCCUGGAUGGUCCGAUAAAAAGCGCCGACGUUGCUGCAUUGGGGUUUCCUGAAAAUGCCCUUGCACAACAGCAGGAUUUAUUGCAAUCGGCGAUCGACACGUACUUCGCCUUCAAUCCCACCCCGGAGAUCCAAUCGAUGCCUGUCGAUGAUCUUGGGACAUCGAGCGGCAGAGAUACUGGCAUAUCCGCAGUAGAGCUGCACCCAGGAAACAACCCGAGCGAAGACAUCCGGCAAACAAGAGACUACCUCCAUCUACUCGAGGUACUGGAACAAGCAAAGUGCGGACAGUCAAGCACUCUGACCUCCAGUCUGCGGCAGGACAUAGCUGCUCUUCCCGGUGCAGAGUUCUCGAUCCAGCCAUUAUCGAUCCUCGAGAUGUUGGAACGAAUGACGAAUCAGCCAAUGAGAGACCCGCUAACGCAUAGCUCAGAUUCGUCAGCGAGCUCGCUGGAUACAGCUUUCUCAUUCGACUCUGCCGUUGGUGUCGCCGGUGAAUGUUUUGUCGAUCUAGACACUGCUUCGAAUGCCGCAUCUAGGGAUGUGGUGAUGAUCAACAGUAUGGCUUCUGUUGCGCAUUUGCCGGCGUCUUGGGCAGCAACCAGCGUUACGAGCUGCAGCACCGACACCGAAUCUGAGUCAUCCGACCAUCAUGGCGCCGCGAGGAAGAAGCACAAAUCCAGCCAUCAAAUGCAAGUCGAAGACGUAAGCUUCACAUCUGCCCAACCACCGCUUCCAUACCCUCUUCACGCCCUACAAGAUGCGAAGCUCAAACAUCCGGAUUACAGGUUUACGUCGCUACCCCUCCAGUCACCUGCACUAUUCCAUCGCAAACACGAUGAUCUCUACACGGACGACGACGAUGACGAGCUCGUCACCUACCGAGCUAACUUGUCCAAACGCAAGCGUUCCGUCAGCAGCACGAGCUGUGACAGCAAUGCCCUUCGAGCACAGUUUCCGUCUCCCAAAGCAAGCAACGACAGGGCCACCCCACUUUCUUGA
Mycosarcoma maydis (corn smut) is the source of this 3561-nucleotide messenger RNA. RefSeq lists its product as uncharacterized. The transcript has a single exon. The record is from RefSeq and is a predicted model, not a curated record. Gene Ontology annotation, molecular function: DNA-binding transcription factor activity, RNA polymerase II-specific; zinc ion binding. Bases 1 to 3561 code for a protein of 1186 amino acids. NCBI's taxonomy places the organism in Eukaryota, Fungi, Basidiomycota, Ustilaginomycetes, Ustilaginales. Gene Ontology annotation, biological process: regulation of DNA-templated transcription.